Messenger RNA from Tachysurus fulvidraco (yellow catfish), 1538 nucleotides. It is a transcript of the gene rab34a, whose product is annotated as RAB34, member RAS oncogene family a. The record is from RefSeq and is a predicted model, not a curated record. The transcript is spliced from 11 exons. Lineage: Eukaryota; Metazoa; Chordata; Actinopteri; Siluriformes; Bagridae. The coding region runs from base 227 to 1006 and encodes 259 amino acids. Gene Ontology annotation, biological process: endocytosis; phagosome-lysosome fusion. Gene Ontology annotation, molecular function: GTPase activity; GTP binding.
UUUUUUUUCUCUUUUUUUUCUGUUGGAAAGACAGAAGGAUGGUCGGGAAAAAACGCUUGGAAUGAAUUUUUAUGCCUUCGUCGGAUACUUCUGUAGUCUGGAACUAACAAGAAGUCUUCCUGUUAACGGGGCGAUCUAACAUACAGACUAUAUAGGAUAGAAUUAUUGUGAUUUAAAACAAAGAGCAAAAGAAAAAAAAAUCACAACUGUGUUGAGGGUUUUCAUCAUGAGUGUCCUGCCUCCCGUGCGCAAGGACCGCGUCAUUAGCCAGCUUCCUAAGUGCUUCAGUAAAGGGGCUGCAUUACACACAGAAGGUGGCUUUAAUGCCAAAGUGAAGACUGCUUGCCAGGAGCAGAGAACUGGCACUGUGGGGUUUAAGAUCUCCAAGGUUAUUGUAGUGGGAGACUUGGCUGUAGGAAAGACGUGUCUGAUUAAUAGAUUUUGCAAAGAUGCCUUUGACAAGAAUUACAAAGCUACUAUUGGUGUAGACUUUGAGAUGGAGAGGUUUGAGGUGCUUGGAGUUCCGUUCAGCCUCCAGCUGUGGGACACUGCAGGACAGGAAAGGUUCAAGUGCAUCGCUUCCACAUACUACAGAGGGGCUCAGGCGGUAAUAAUUGUUUUUGAUUUGACUGAUGUGGCCUCGCUCCAACAUACUUGGCAAUGGCUGGAGGAUGCUAUGAAAGAGAACGACCCCACCAGUGUCUUACUCUUUUUGGUAGGCACAAAGAAAGAUCUGAUUCCCCCGGCACAGUAUUCUCUUAUUGAACAGGACGCUAUUAAAGUGGCUCAGGAGAUGAAGGCGGAGUACUGGGCUGUGUCUGCUUUGUCUGGGGAAAACGUGAGGGAGUUUUUCUUCCGUGUGGCAUCACUGACGUUUGAGAACAGCGUGUUGGCAGAGCUGGAAAAAGGCAGCUCCAGGUGCAUUGGGGAUGUUGUCAAAAUCAGCAGCAACACGAGUAACAUGUAUGCAACUUCUAAAAAGAAACAUCCAAGCUGCUGUCAGUAAAGGGAGAGAAAACCUGAGAAUUCUGCACUGAAUGAACUGAUGCAAAAAACUGAUACCAAAGCAGACACUAUAGGUACAGAUGAACAAGGGAGACUAGAAAGUGUUAAAAACACUGUACUUAGGACAGGUUCCUCUGUAGUAUGUUGUACUUGUCUUUUUAAUUUUUUCUAUGCACAUCGGUUGCGUUGCCUUCAUUAGUGUUAGAUGUUUCAGAAUGAUCAUCAUAUUAUGGCAAUCAUAAGCAUCAGGUUUAUGAAUUCUUUAGUUUACAUGUCAGUUUAAGAUCAUGCUGUAUUGCACAAUUAAUGAACCUGAUGUAUUUUUAAUAUUAAAAAUAGUUGCAAUAAAAUCAGUAGUAUUAACUACACUAUCAGAAACUUUUAUACACAUUUAUACAGGAGAUUUGUUCUGGUUUAUACAGUAACAAUUUCUAGCUUGUGUUUUUUUAUGCUAUCGUUAUACAUGUUCUUGUUACAUGUUAUUGUAUACUAUGCUUUCAAAUUUGUUUUAAAUUAAAAUCUGCUAAAGUGUU